Molecule: messenger RNA, 720 nt
Organism: Heterostelium album PN500
Lineage: Eukaryota; Evosea; Eumycetozoa; Acytosteliales; Acytosteliaceae
Product: CBS domain-containing protein
Exons: 2
Coding region: 1-720 (239 amino acids)
Source: RefSeq, a predicted model, not a curated record
AUGAAUAAAUACAUGGUAAACAUUUCAAAAAUUGGUUGUAGAUCAUCAAACCAAUUAUUUAAAUAUCCUAAUUUACAAAAUAAUUUAGGAAGUUGUACAUAUCUAAAAACAUCAAAUAUACAAUUGUCAUCUUUGGACUCUAAUGAGAAAUCGACAGGUGCAAAGAAAUCACUCUAUGAAUACAAAUCGGCUGCCAAAGAGGUUCUAGGAACAGAAACUCCAUCCACCUACUUUGUCUUUGGUGAUACAAAGAUCAAAGAGAUAUUGGAAAAGAAGGAAAAGAGAGAACUUUUGACAAUCAAUUCAGAUCAACUGAUUAUAGAGGCAUUGAGAAAGAUGACUCAGAACAAAGUGGGUGCUAUAAUGGUGUUGGAUUCAAAUGGUCAGCUGGAGGGGAUCUUCACAGAGCGUGACUACGUUGGAAAGGUGGCAUUGCAAGGAUUGAGCAGCCGUCAGAGCUUAGUCAAAGAAGUUAUGACUCGUGGUGUAAAGACAAUCUCUGCGGAUUCCUGUGUAGUUGAUACCAUGCACAUUAUGACCAACCAGAGAUUCCGUCACUUGCCCGUCGUUGAUAAAGAAUCCAACAAAGUUUUAGGAAUGGUUUCCAUUCAAGAUCUUAUUCGAUCUGUUCACGACAACCAAAAAGAAACCAUCAAAUACCUAAGAGAGUUCCUAAGUGAUGCUAAUUCAUAUUCCUACAACAAAAAUCCAAAGAAAUAA